AUUUCCUGGUCUAAAAAAAUACGCCGUCAGUGAAGUCGAGAUGAUUUUAAAUCUAAUUUAUCUGUUUGAUUGACACAACGUGAAACUUGUUUCCUGAGCCACAGCACCGCAGAGACCUUCCCGGAGAUGAUCGGGGGACAUUCGUGCCCGGAUAGACGAAACCCCGCGGUCUCUACAAGCCAGUGAGGGACAUGGACAGCUCUGUCACUCUAUGGCAGUUCCUCCUCCAGCUCCUCCUGGACUCCAGUAAUGAGCAGCUCAUCUGUUGGACCAACGAGGAGGGAGAGUUCAAACUGCUGCAGGCAGAGGAGGUGGCCCGGCUGUGGGGAGCCCGCAAGAACAAACCAAACAUGAACUACGACAAACUCAGCCGAGCUCUCAGAUACUACUAUGACAAGAACAUCAUUAAGAAGGUGAACGGUCAGAAGUUUGUCUAUCGCUUCGUGUCCUAUCCUGACAUCCUGAAAGGAGAUGCUGCCACCCGAACAGACAGUGCGGACCUGGCUGCUGGGGGCUUCACACCUACAAGUAGGAGGGGAGACGGCACUCUACUGGAGGGUGAGUCUGACGACAGGUCGAAGGCAGGAGGAGGCGCAGCAGCUGUGGGGGCUGGCAUCAAGCAGUCAAACAGAAACGACUACAUUCACUCCGGCCUGUACACCUCCUUCCACCUCAAUUCACUACAAAACAAACACCAACUAUUUAGGUCCAUCAAAAUAGAGAAUCCUGCUGAGAAAUUGGUUGAAAAGAGAGGUCCCACUGCUCCUCCACAGAGCCAGGAGACGCCUCCUCAGCCACAACCUCCAACUGCUCUGCCAUCAGUCAUUAAGUUUGGAAACAGCCCCCCAAAGCCAGCACCGACAGCCCCCCCUCAGGUGGUUUUAGAGCCCACUCUGACACACUGCAGCCUGGACUCUCUCCAAGGGCCACCUCUGAGGGCUGAAGACGUCAGCACACACUCCUCCCUGCAGCCUCCGUCUGUCUACCUCUUCGAGCACACCCGACCCUCAGAGCCAGUAUUCUCCCUGUCAGACCUGAGCUCAGCCAGUCCAUCCCCAAACCUCCUGCCAGAGUCCUCCCAGGACCUCAGUGUCCACAGUGAUGUGGAGACGAGAAGCUCGGAGCCAUCAGCCUCUCAUGCACAGGAAACUGCAGACACUCAGGCACAAGACAAGCAGGUGGACAGUGGGUCGGAGCUGCCUGCAGAUGACACCAGUCUGAUGGACGCCGACACCAGCUCCUCCUCUGUGAGCAGCACCACGGGCCAAGGAAAGUCACGCAAAGCACCCAAGGUCCUGCAGCUCAGUCCGCCCGCUCUGCUGGUCACCACGUCGGAGUUCUCCCCCAUGAACAUCUGCAGCCCCUCGCUGCCUCCACCCUCGCUCACACCAGCUAUGCUACAGACUCCAACUUAUCUGCUGACUCCCAGUCCUCUACUGUCCAACAUCCACUUCUGGAGCACCCUCAGUCCUGUUGCUCAGCUCAGCCCGGCGACGAUGCGCCAGGGGGGACACCUGUUCCAGUUCCCUUCAGUCCUCACCCCCCAGUUUCAGAUCCCAGUACAGUGCCUGGAUGGGACCAACACACCUGGACCCAUUUCUCCAGACCCUCAGAAGACAUAGGACCACAGUCGCCCCCUUACCCUCCAUUUUCUCCUGCCUCCUCCAGGAUGACAACAUGUAAGCCAUCUUUCUGUUCGUCAUCGGUGUGGAGCCUCAGAGUUCACGCAGUUCAUCAUUGUGGACGGACAAAGGGAGAGGACAGGUUUCUGCACGCCGUGUUUGAUGUGGGGGGUGUAUCACUUUGUCUUGGGACAUGUACACCACCUGGACACUUCUGUCCUCCCACCAUCAUCCUCUUGUACCUACACAUCCAUUUUGUCUGACUUAUUUUGGGAUCCUCAGUCAC
This is a messenger RNA of Nematolebias whitei (Rio pearlfish), 1908 nucleotides long. RefSeq names its product ETS transcription factor ELK4 (gene elk4). Gene Ontology annotation, biological process: cell differentiation; regulation of transcription by RNA polymerase II. Gene Ontology annotation, cellular component: nucleus. The transcript is spliced from 6 exons. The coding region runs from base 192 to 1622 and encodes 476 amino acids. Lineage: Eukaryota; Metazoa; Chordata; Actinopteri; Cyprinodontiformes; Rivulidae. The record is from RefSeq and is a predicted model, not a curated record. Gene Ontology annotation, molecular function: sequence-specific DNA binding; DNA-binding transcription factor activity, RNA polymerase II-specific.